Messenger RNA from Spodoptera littoralis (African cotton leafworm), 834 nucleotides. NCBI's taxonomy places the organism in Eukaryota, Metazoa, Arthropoda, Insecta, Lepidoptera, Noctuidae. The record is from the annotation of a GenBank genome assembly.
AUGUCGGAGACAAAGAAAAAAUACCGAAUUACAACUCUGUCGGUUUUACUAAGCGAAAUGUUUAACGAACCCGAAAACGAGACUAUGGCGGCCACGGCUUUAGAUUCGGAAAUCACUAAAAGUGAUAAAUAUUCCAUAUUAUUACCUACUUACAACGAAAGAGAGAACUUACCCAUUAUAAUAUGGCUAAUAGUCAAUUGCUUAGACAAAAGUGGAUAUGACUAUGAAGUGAUUAUAAUUGACGAUGGAAGUCCAGACGGUACUCAGGAUAUAGCCAAACAGUUGCAAAAGAUAUAUGGGUCGAAUAAGAUCAUUCUUCGUCCGAGGGAGAAAAAACUGGGUUUAGGCACUGCUUAUAUACACGGCAUGAAGCAUGCGACCGGUAAUUUCAUUAUUAUUAUGGACGCUGAUCUUAGUCACCACCCAAAAUUCAUCCCAAAGUUCAUAGAACUGCAACGCGAGCAUGACCUUGAUGUAGUGUCUGGUACUCGGUAUAAGGAUGAUGGUGGGGUCCAUGGGUGGGACUUUAAACGGAAGCUGAUAUCACGGACUGCUAACUUCAUCACCCAGAUGUUAUUGAGGCCUGGUGCUUCGGAUCUUACGGGGUCUUUUAGGUUAUACAAGAAAGAUGUCCUCCAAAAGUUGAUAGACAGCUGUGUGUCCAAAGGCUAUGUAUUUCAAAUGGAAAUGAUUAUUAGGGCAAGACAACUGGAUUACACUAUCGGAGAAGUCCCAAUCACGUUCGUGGAUCGCGUCUACGGCGAAUCAAAACUCGGAGGCUCAGAGAUCAUACAGUUUGCCAAAGCAUUACUGUACUUAUUUGCUACCACAUAA